AGAGGCGGCGGCGGCACCCGAGCCGGUCUCGGGAGGCGGCGGUGGCUGCCGCGAGGGGUGGCGGGGCCCAAGUAGGUGCCCCUGGCUCAGUCACGGUGUCCCUCUCUCACUGACUCCCCCUCCUUCCACCACGGCCGCGCCGCCCCAGAUCCGGCGGUUUCCUAGGCGGGGCAGCGGACGGGGCGCCUCUCCUCCGGCUGCCGCCGGCCUGAUAAAUGAGGGACUUCGGAUUUGGGGUGCUGCAGACCGCCCCGCUCCGAAGCAGCAGCCCCGGGUCCCUAUUCGGCAGCGGGGCGUACCGUCCCUACGCCACGGGGCCCACCGCGGCCGCCGCCCCGCUGCCCUCCACCACGCCCUUCGGCCCGCUCUCGCCGCCGCCGUUGCCUGUCACCGGCUUCUCGGAGGCCGCCUCCCCCUUCUCUAUCCCCCUAGGCUGCGGCGGCGCGGGCAGCUCAGCUGCCGCCGCUUCCUCUUCCUCCCCGUUCUUGGCGCAUCAGCAGACCAUGCAGGAUGAGCUGCUGCUGGGGCUGACACAGCAGCCGGCGCGGCCGCUCUCGGGGGCGGCGGCCGCGGAGAAACUCCCCAACCACCACCCCGGCGGCGGCACGAACGCGGGUGUGACCCACCUCCUCCCCUCCCAGGACUUCAAACCGAGUCUGCACCACCCCUCCUCCUCCUCCGCCUCCUCCUGCUGCUGCUGCCGCACCUCCUCCCCGCAGGACUUCAGUAAGCGGCAGCAGCAGCAGCUGAGCAGCCAGAAGAGGAAAGAGUUCAGCCCUCCCCAGCUUCCCCACCCUCCGGACUCGAAGCCGCCGCCGCCGCCGCUCCACUGCCCCGGCCGGUUCAGCCCGCCGCCGCCCGGCCCGCUCCUCCAGCCGGCGCAGCUCGCCCAGCGCCAGCAGCCACAGCAGCCGCCGCCGCAGCAGCAGUUCAGCGUACCGCACCCGCAGCACCUCCCGCCGCAGGACUUCGCCCCGCGGCAGCGCCCGGCCGACCUGCCCCCGCUCCCGCAGCUCCAGCCCUCGCCGCCCGCAGCCCCGCGGCGCCGCCACGGAGGCGCGGGCAGCCCUCGCAAGACCCCGGCCGCGGGCGAGGGCAGCGCCGCCGAGCCCCCCAAUGCGGGCUUGGCCCCCUCGACGCCGCCGGUGAACCCCGCGCCGGGCUCCAUGGAGUCCCCCAACCACCCUCUGCUCAACAGUCCCAGUAACCUCCUGCCCGGCGGGGCGCUCGGCGCGGGCGCCUUCAGCAGCCUGCAGAGCCCGGACCUUCCGCACCCGGGCGGCGGCGGGGGCGGGGGGCCCCCGGGAGGCGGAGGGGGAGGCGGCUCCGCGUCGCCGCCGCCACUGCCCGGCUUCGGCACCCCCUGGUCGGUGCAGACCGCGUCGCCGCCGCCCCAGCCCCAGCCCCAGCCGCCGCCGCCGCCCCAGCAGCAGCAGCCGCCUCCGCCCCAGCAGCCGCCGCAGCCGCAGCCGCAGCAGCCCGGCUCCUCGGCCGCCACCCCGGGUGGCGGCGGCGGCGGCGGCGGCGGCGGCGGCUCGCUCAGCGCCAUGCCGCCGCCCAGCCCCGAUUCAGAGAACGGCUUCUACCCCGGGCUGCCGUCGUCUAUGAACCCGGCCUUCUUCCCGAGCUUCUCGCCCGUGUCCCCGCACGGCUGCGCGGGACUCAGCGUGCCGGCGAGCGGCGGCGGCGGCGGCGGCGGCGGCGGCUUCGGCGGCCCCUUCUCGGCGGCCGCGGUGCCCCCGCCGCCGCCGCCCGCCAUGAAUUUACCUCAGCAGCAGCCCCCGCCGCCCGCGGCGCCGCAGCAGCCGCAGAGCCGGAGGUCGCCCGUCAGCCCGCAGCUCCAGCAGCAGCACCAGGCGGCGGCCGCCGCCUUCUUGCAGCAGAGGAACUCCUACAACCACCACCAGCCUCUUCUGAAACAAUCUCCUUGGAGCAACCAUCAGAGCAGUGGCUGGGGCACUGGAAGCGUGUCGUGGGGAGCAAUGCACGGCAGAGACCAUCGUAGAACUGGAAACAUGGGGAUUCCAGGAACUAUGAAUCAGAUAUCUCCAUUGAAGAAACCAUUUUCUGGUAAUGUCAUAGCACCACCGAAAUUUACUCGCUCUACUCCAUCACUGACUCCAAAAUCUUGGAUUGAAGAUAACGUGUUCAGAACCGACAACAAUAGUAAUACACUCUUACCCUUACAGGUGAGAUCUAGUUUGCAGUUACCAGCUUGGGGCUCAGAUUCACUCCAAGAUAGUUGGUGCACUGCAGCCGGAACAUCCAGAAUAGACCAGGAUCGAAGUAGAAUGUAUGACAGUUUGAAUAUGCACUCUUUGGAAAAUUCCCUUAUUGAUAUUAUGAGAGCAGAGCAUGAUCCUCUUAAGGGUCGACUGAGCUAUCCACAUCCAGGAACUGAUAAUCUGUUGAUGUUAAAUGCAAGGAGUUAUGGGCGAAGACGAGGUCGUUCUUCCCUCUUUCCAAUAGAUGAUGGUCUGCUUGAUGAUGGCCAUAAUGAUCAAGUUGGGGUUUUAAAUUCUCCCACAUGCUAUUCUGCUCAUCAAAAUGGAGAACGAAUAGAACGCUUCUCUCGAAAAGUUUUUGUUGGUGGUCUUCCUCCAGAUAUUGAUGAAGAUGAAAUAACUGCUAGCUUCAGAAGAUUUGGGCCUUUGGUAGUAGAUUGGCCUCAUAAAGCAGAAAGCAAGUCCUAUUUUCCACCAAAAGAUGUGCAUGGCCUGCUCGAUGACUUCUUCAUAAUGGAACCAGAUUACAGUUCUCCAGGCUAUGCAUUCCUUCUCUUUCAAGAAGAGAGCUCAGUUCAGGCACUAAUUGAUGCUUGUAUUGAAGAGGAUGGAAAACUCUAUCUCUGUGUUUCCAGCCCCACCAUCAAGGACAAACCAGUUCAGAUCCGCCCUUGGAAUUUAAGUGACAGUGAUUUUGUGAUGGAUGGUUCUCAGCCUUUGGAUCCUCGAAAAACAAUUUUUGUUGGAGGUGUUCCUAGGCCAUUAAGGGCUGUGGAACUUGCUAUGAUCAUGGACCGGCUGUAUGGUGGAGUUUGUUAUGCAGGAAUCGAUACAGAUCCUGAGCUAAAAUACCCAAAAGGUGCUGGUCGAGUUGCUUUCUCCAAUCAGCAGAGCUAUAUUGCUGCCAUCAGUGCUCGGUUCGUUCAACUUCAGCAUGGGGAUAUUGAUAAACGCGUGGAGGUGAAGCCAUAUGUGCUAGAUGACCAGAUGUGUGAUGAAUGCCAGGGCGCGCGCUGCGGUGGAAAAUUUGCUCCCUUUUUCUGUGCCAAUGUCACUUGCCUGCAGUAUUACUGUGAGUUUUGUUGGGCAAAUAUCCACUCUCGCGCAGGACGUGAGUUCCAUAAGCCAUUGGUAAAGGAAGGUGCUGAUCGCCCACGUCAGAUCCACUUCCGCUGGAACUGAGACUAGCACACCGGCCUCCGUGUGACACGGAAAGAAAGGGUGCAUGUGGCUUACUGUGUCUGAAGACGUGACACGCGGAAGAAAUAAGUGCAUUCUUCUGCUUUCCCCCCAGCUACCAGUACAUGCAUCUUGAUCAGCAGCCAAAACACUACAAGCCUCUUGUUUUUCACCAAAACCCUACAUCUCAGGCUUACUAAUUUUUGUGAUAUUUUCAUGUUAAAAUAAAAUGUUUUUUUGUAUUUUC
Molecule: messenger RNA, 3651 nt
Organism: Panthera uncia (snow leopard)
Lineage: Eukaryota; Metazoa; Chordata; Mammalia; Carnivora; Felidae
Gene: CPEB2
Product: cytoplasmic polyadenylation element binding protein 2
Exons: 13
Coding region: 216-3407 (1063 amino acids)
Biological process (GO): negative regulation of cytoplasmic translation
Cellular component (GO): cytoplasm; synapse; neuron projection
Molecular function (GO): ribosome binding; mRNA 3'-UTR binding; translation factor activity, RNA binding
Source: RefSeq, a predicted model, not a curated record